UUGUUUUAAGAAGCCGUGGAUAAAGAGGACACGCACAGCCUCAUACUCGUUCUUCUUGUUAUUUUCUGGUCCUUCAGCGGUUACUUUCGGCCAUGCCCGAGCCAGCCAAGUCCGCUCCGGCCCCGAAGAAGGGCUCCAAGAAGGCGGUGACCAAGGCGCAGAAGAAGGACGGCAAGAAGCGCAAACGCAGCCGCAAGGAGAGCUACUCGGUGUACGUGUACAAGGUGCUGAAGCAGGUGCACCCCGACACCGGCAUCUCGUCCAAGGCCAUGGGCAUCAUGAACUCGUUCGUCAACGACAUCUUCGAGCGCAUCGCGGGCGAGGCGUCCCGCCUGGCGCACUACAACAAGCGCUCGACCAUCACGUCCAGGGAGAUCCAGACGGCCGUGCGCCUGCUGCUGCCCGGGGAGCUGGCCAAGCACGCCGUGUCCGAGGGCACCAAGGCCGUCACCAAGUACACCAGCGCCAAGUGAGCCCGCCGGCUGCAAGAGCAAUCGAGAGAGAGAGAGAGCGCGAGACAGAGCACAAGCAGGCAGAGGGAAAUGAGCCGUGGCUUCCUGCUGGCGGGAAUGCGGACUGGAAACGCGCCUUCUACCUUCGGAGGAGUUUGGCCAAUUCUUAGAAAACUACACCUGCUCUUCCCACACAAUCCUGCAAGCACGUUCUCUGGUAUUUACCCGAAGGAGUUGAGAAUUUAUGCACACAGAAAAUUUGCACUCAGAUGUCCUUCAGUGGGUGAAUGGAGAAAUCAAUGGAGAAAUAAACUGUGGUCCAUCCAGACAAGGGAAUUCUAUUCAGCGCUAAGAAGAAAUGAGCUCUCAAGCCAUGAAAAGACAUGGAGGAAACUUAAAUGCGUAUGACUAAGUGCCAGGAGCCAAUUUGAAGAGGCUACAUGCUGUGUGAUUCAGCUAUGGGGGGAGGGGCCUGCUUCUCCCUCUCCCUCCGCCCCUCCCCCUUUUGUGCUCUCUCAAAUUAAUAAAAUCCUAAAAAGAAAAAGAAUAAUUUUAAUGUAUUGUUAUAACAAAACAUAGAGACAAAAUAAUUCCCGGAGGAUUUCCUCAGAUGCUUAGAAUGAAAAAGAAUGAAGAAAAAUAAUCCACUGAUAAAUGAAGGCUUUUGGGGGGUGUACGUUUUAUUUAAAAAAUAAAUAUGAUUUUUUAUAUCAUAGCAACUUUACUCGUGAAAAUAAUGCAGAAUAUAAAAAUGAGAAUAUAGGUAUGGACUAUUCAUGUAAAUAUUAAGGUGUUGCAUAAAAAUGUUGAGUAAUGAUAACUUUCUUUUUUUUUUUUUUUUUUUUUUUAGUAAUGAUAACUUUCUAAAGUCCCUGCACUUGUCUAAGAAAAAGACAACUAUGAAUCACACCCCAAUUAAUAUUAGAAAUAUGUACGUGGGAUGUGAAUAUGGAGUUACACCUAAAAUAGGUUAGAACUGAAACAGUCUAGCAGUUUUUGCUGGUUGGUCCCUUUAAAAGUAUUUUGAGAAUACAGAACUAUAUAAAAUUCUUCCACUCAAAUUUGAGGGGUAAUGUUUUAUAAAUGUAACACCAGAUUUUUAAAAAAGAAUUCUUGAUAUUUGGUUGCACUGUAGCUUUAUCUUAAUUUACUCCCCCCCAAUAUUUUAAAUUCAUAUCUUGAAAAUGAAAUAACAGAACAUUAAGAUAUGCUGUAAGUAUCAAUGUAUUUGUAUUAGGCCAAAUACAGUUAUUUACAUUUAUUUCCAAGUCACUGAAACUUGACACUGCUUGCAAUUUAAAUAAACUAUAUCAUAAAAUGA
Neogale vison (American mink) is the source of this 1773-nucleotide messenger RNA. Its product is annotated as histone H2B type 1-K. NCBI's taxonomy places the organism in Eukaryota, Metazoa, Chordata, Mammalia, Carnivora, Mustelidae. The transcript is spliced from 2 exons. The record is from RefSeq and is a predicted model, not a curated record. Bases 93 to 473 code for a protein of 126 amino acids. Gene Ontology annotation, cellular component: nucleosome. Gene Ontology annotation, molecular function: protein heterodimerization activity; DNA binding; structural constituent of chromatin.